This is a messenger RNA of Cuscuta epithymum, 2294 nucleotides long. NCBI's taxonomy places the organism in Eukaryota, Viridiplantae, Streptophyta, Magnoliopsida, Solanales, Convolvulaceae. The record is from the annotation of a GenBank genome assembly.
UGGUUUCAAAACAUGAGGACUAAAGAAGAGGUGGCCUGACUUAAACCCAGCCACUCCCUCGGAGACGAAAACGAAUCUGCUCUGCUUGGGGUAUUCAUCCUCCCAAAACGAAAUCAAUUUCAACCUAGGGUUUCCAUUCCUCUCCGUCAGCCAUGGCUCGUAACGAGGAAAAAGCGCAGUCGAUGCUCAAUCGGUUCAUCACCAUGAAGGAGGAGGAAAAGAAGAAGCCGAAGGAGCGCCGUCCUUUCUUGGCAUCGGAGUGUAGAGACCUCGCGGAGGCCGACAAGUGGCGACAGCAGAUCCUGCGGGAGAUUGGCCGGAAGGUGGCGGAGAUCCAGAACGAGGGUCUCGGCGAACACCGACUUCGUGACCUGAACGAUGAAAUUAACAAGCUGAUACGUGAGAAGAGCCAUUGGGAAAGACGGAUAGUCGAGCUCGGUGGCCCGAACUACACGAAGCAUUCCGCUAAAAUGACGGAUUUAGAAGGAAACAUUGUUGAUGUCCCUAAUCCUGGUGGGCGUGGGCCGGGGUACAGAUACUUUGGCGCCGCAAAGAAGUUACCUGGAGUUCGGGAACUGUUCGAGAAGCCUCCUGAGUUGCGGAAGAGAAGGACGAGGUAUAGUAACUAGUUGUUGCCUAAUCCAUCCGCAAGACUGUAACUGUGACUGAUGCUUGAUCACCUAUUUUUACUAUACCUACAUUACUAUUAUUACCUCGCUGAAACGUAGUAUUAACAAUGGAAUCAACACUACUGUAAGAAAUCAACUUUUUUCCAGCAAACUCUGGAAUUACUUCUGCUCUUUAGUCUAGCAUCUUAAGAUUGGUUUCUCACGUUAAGCACUUUAGAGCCAUAGAAGGUUAAUGUCGAAGUAAAUAUGAAAUAUUGUUGAUUAAUGAAUGAGGAGAGUGUCAUCUUAGGUACAAAGGCCCUGCCCUUGUGAGCUUGUCUUGUUGAUUUAGAUGUUGUACGCUGAUGAUUUUUUACCAGAGAUCGAUUCAGUUUGUGACUUUGUGCUUGAUAUACCUGUAUCCGUAAUGAUCUAGUUAACUGUUCAAAAUCACAAAUAAGUAUGGAAUUACGACUUUAUGUUUUAACUGCCCUCUUGAAAGAAUUAGUAUUAAUUCUUAGUUAAUUGCCAAACUUGGGCAGCAUUCUGCUAAAUGGUGGGAAUAUCAAAACAUUGACACAACUAUAAAUCGUAUGUGAUUUGUUCGUUCAAUGCACAGACAAAUAUGCACUCCAUUAAAUCAUUGGAUUUGAUUUCUUAUCUUUGGCGCGAUUUACACUAUUUCAAGAAACUUCACUUUGAAACUACUUUCAGCAUAUUGAUAGUAAUCACAUGUGUGCAUGCAUCGGUUGAUUAUGUAUUUUCUUGAACUAUACACCUAUUUAUGUAUUUUCUUGAAAUAUACACCUAUGUAUGUAUUUUUUUGGAAGCAUUGGUUGAUUAUUUUCUACUUGUUAAUUUUGUAGUUUGCGCUGACAUGUUUUUGGUUGACUUUAUAUUUGUAGGUAUGACAUAUACAAGAGGAUUGAUGCAAGUUAUUAUGGGUAUAGAGAUGAAGAAGAUGGUAUAUUGGAGAAGUUGGAGGGGCCAGCCGAGGAGAAGAUGAGGGCUGCCGCACUAAAAGAGUGGAUGGAAAUCGAGGAGAUAAAGAAAGAAGCAAAGAAGGCAGUGAAGAGUGGGGAGGUAGUAGAGGUUGGUUUGGGAGCGAAAAUAUUGUUUGAGGAAGAAGAGGAUGUUGUGGAAGAGGAGAGGAGGGAAAGAGAGAAAGAAAAGGAAAAGGAGUUUGUGGUGCAUGUUCCCUUGCCGGAUGAGAAGGAGAUUGAGAGAAUGGUGUUGCAGAAAAAGAAGAUGGAGCUCUUGAGUAGAUAUGCUAGUGAAGAUUUGGUUGAAGAACAGAUGGAAGCAAAGGCCAUGCUUAACAUUCACAGAUGAUGAGUAAAUCAUCAUAAUCAUGCACUUCAGCAUUCCAUGACUGCUUCUCGCAGCUUGUUUUUUGAAAAUCAAGGAUCAUCAAUGGAGUUGCCCCUGGAGCUCUUUUAUUUUAUGAUGGUUGUACUUUGAAAUGGCUUAUAAGAUUGUGUGCUGUAUUGAUUACUACAGAGCGCAUGACACAUGUAUUACUGUCAUAGUGAAAUGGUUUGACUAGCCAGUAGCCACAUCAAUCCUGGAAUGGGUAAAUUUGCCCAGAUAGGGGUUGCUAUAAAAUUGUUAGAAACUGUCUACUGACCUUGAAUUAUAUAGAACUGCAAAUCUAAUGCUUUAUUUUUAUAAAUAAAUUAACGGACA